Messenger RNA from Notodromas monacha, 3144 nucleotides. The record is from the annotation of a GenBank genome assembly. NCBI's taxonomy places the organism in Eukaryota, Metazoa, Arthropoda, Ostracoda, Podocopida, Cyprididae.
AUGGGUCUGGCGUCGACAUCCGAAUACCCCGUCGUUUUUCCGACACUCGAGAAAUGGGACCUGGUGAUGUACGGCACGGAGACGAAACCCUCGAACCUGCCGGACGAGCGACCCAAGAUCCAGCCAGAAAUCGUCAACAACGGCCUCCCGAGCGACGUGAGCCAGUUCGACAUCGGCGACAGCCGACAGACUCACGGACGCCCGACAAGCCCCGAGAGCACUGACGAACCCUAUGGAGAUUUCAGGUUCCCCGAUCCUCCGCAUAACCCUUCUGAAUUCGCAGGUCAAAUCGACUCGGGUGCCAGUUGUUGGCGACCUGGGGCAGCGCUUGUGUUCACCCUGCGAAUCGCUGCCUGGCUUUUAGCGCGUUGAAGGAUGCCUUUUUUUCUUUUUGGGUUCCCCAGAUGUCGCUGCUCGUGUUUUUUCCCUACGUCCACUUACGCAAUCCUCAGGGCGACUUGUCGGAACCGAAGUGUCGGCAUUGACACUUGAGCUUGAGUCAUCUGAACGCAUGACCCUUCAUUUUUUACUUCCAUUAUUAAAUUACAUAUUUUUAGUACAUUAGGUAGGCAGUGUAAUGUAUGUGUGGAAAAGUCAAACAGUUUGAAGAAAUGUUUGAGCGGGAUGUACUCGGCUAGAUUUAAAAUACAGUACUUGUAUAAUGUAUUUUGUAGCAUAAUUUUUUUAUGUCUUCCUCUUUCGUGCUGCAAUCACUGCCAACUUAAACCUGUGCUCAAUCAAGUGCGCAUCGUUAUUUUGUGGUAUAAAAUUUCUUACUCGAAUGAUGAAAUUCUUUUAAAACUACUGUAGAAACUUUUUGACAUUUUCUCUAAGAAAGUAUGUCUUCCUUUCUCACUUCAAUGUCCUAAAUCGUAAUUUUUGCUUUCCGUUUUAGGAAUCGUGAGUUUUUCCCCUAAAAUUCCCGCGGUCAACAUUUAUUAUCGUUGCAUUUCUUGGAUUAAGUUAGAUCCCUUCUGUUUAGUUUCGAUUUUAAGUUUACUGAUUCUGACGGCGAAUUUUGAUGACUUGUGAUCAGGUGUCAGGCGACAUUUUGGAUUGAAUCUGUGAAAGAUUUCUUUUUUCCGAGAAGCGAACCAAAGACUGCUCGAGCAGGAAGUGUGCCUUCCCCCGCAGACGCGCAAUUCACGCAUUUGCACAAUUCGUCUGCGUGACGCCCUCUCGGGUUUUUUUUCCUUUUACCUUAUUUUAUUUUUUGCGAAUCCAACCCGAAUGCUUCGGAUUCAUUCUGGGGACGAAUGAAUGCCGCAGUUACCAGAGGUCCCCCCACUUUCGGCUUGUCUUUCAGUAGCCGCUCUUUGAAGCCCUGACGUUUGAUGGAUCAUCGUCGUUUUGAAAGGAAUUUUUUGCGCUUUGGUCAGCAUGGCGGCUGCCGUUUGUUUAUUGGUGUAAGCUCGUGACACACAAAUACACGAUUUUAAUCGCGAGGUUUCGAAUCUCGGCGAGGCAUUUUUGGAAUUCCAAUGAAUGGUUUCGAGCUUCCGGGUUUCGAGCACGGUUUUUUUUUUCGAGUCUUGACCUACAAUUUGAAUUUUAUCAUCUCGGAGGGAGGGUCGAACAUUGCGCUUGAGCCGCUGGCCUACGGGUUCAAAAGGCUUUGGCUUGGUGGCAUUUUAAUGCAUUGAUCGCUGCUUGGUAACUAAUUUUGCGAGUUCCCCAAAGCUCAUUUCCGUCGGAAGAGCUGUAAAGAAUGCCUGGAAUGAGAUCAUUACUUGGCGGGAACGGCAGAAAUAAUUACCUCGUGUUUUGUGGGGGGCUUAUUGUUCUUUCUGGGACCAGUCCGAAUAAUUUUGUGUUGUUUAAUGUCAUGAUUCGCCCAGAUUCGAUUAUCCAGGAAGGAAGGACCAUGGAUUCCCAGAAAGCGCAAAAUACCCAUUCUCGUAUUUUUUCCAGAUCUGAAUUACGUGUUUUUUUUCUGUUGCUCAGAUCGCAGUAUUGGGAGUGAUGGCUUUAAGUUUAGUGCGUUGUGUAAAAGAUUCUUUUUUUUUGUAGAAGAGGGCCGCGAUUUUGGAUUCUGUCGAUUUUUUUAGCGCUUGCCGUUUUAAUUUUGGCGUGGGAGAAGGAAACGAUGACUCGUGUUUCAUUGGCUUGGCGGUGUGGUUUUUUUUUUUUUUCGACUUCGGCGUAGAUUUGAGCCGUGCCGUGCCGAACAGUCUACGUCGGGUCCGUCCGACGGUCCGACCGCUUUCUUGUCAGGCUGUGAGAGAUUUUAGUUUAGAAUAUUCAUGUUGUCGCUCGGGUCCCGUUUCUGUAACUGAAAAUUUUGUGGAUCUAACUAUGUUUGUGCAAUAUCUGGUUUUCUUAUUCGUUUCUCCUGACUUUUUCGGCGAGUUUGUGAUACUUCGAUCAACAUUUCUGCGUUUUGUCACGGUUUUAUGUCAGAUGCGUAUUUGAAAGGGCUCAAUGGCGAAGCAAGGGUGUCGUAUAGGGAUUCUAGGAAUGCGCGAUGGGCUUGUGAAGAUCUUAAAUGCGCCGGCGAUUUUCACUAGUAGGGAGAAAAUGAAGGCGUCUGAUCCUUUGUUGAAAUAGUUCCUCGAAGCUCACGCAGCACGUUGCAGUAUUUGUGCAGACGGGUUUUUGUUUCAGUGAAAGUGUUACCGGCAAGUACGAAUUUGAAAGUCGUUUGGCGUGCUUAUCCAGUCUUCGGUCAAUCACAGAAAUGCAUCUUGAUCUGAUAGAACCUACCACAGAAGGAAGUCAUCGCGUAGUUCAGUAUUAUUUGUCCUCUCGUGAAUGUCCCCCCCUUUUUUUUUCUGCCUUCGCGAGAAUUUUCCUGUGAUAGACGAGUUCUUUGCGUUUUUUUUUCUGAAUUUUUCUUUGAUCGAGCGCGGUUUGAUGCGGCGUCUGUGAUGCAGUUUUAUUUAUUUUACUCGGAACAGGGCGCGAAUGCCCCUGAUUUCUUUUCUUGCCAAUUUUGGUUGCAGACCCUUUUUUAGGAGUCAGCCGGUUUCGUCCGGUUUCCUUUGAUCCCUCUCAUGGGAAAUUUUUGUUCGCUACUUAUUUCUUCACAUAUCAAUUAUUGUCGCGUUUAUCUUUCCGGUCGUCCUUGAUCCUAUUUUUCACGAAUGGAAUUUUGAUGGAAAGAGUACCGGGAAAUACAUACCAAGUGAUUCUCUCGAAAAGGAA